This is a messenger RNA of Phytomonas sp. Hart1, 1074 nucleotides long. Lineage: Eukaryota; Euglenozoa; Kinetoplastea; Trypanosomatida; Trypanosomatidae. The record is from the annotation of a GenBank genome assembly.
AUGCCGAAAAAUAGUACCUCAGUUGACCGCGAGGCUGCCGUCCAGAAGCGAAAGAAGGAUCACAUUGAAAUCUGCCUCAAUAAGAAUGUAGAGCCUCACAAAGCGUUUGGUUCGAUUUGGAAUUCAUACUCUCUCCCCUACCGCGCGCUGCCGGAGGUGGAUCUUGCAAAGGUGGACCCCUCCUGCACCUUCAUGGGGCGGAAAGUCGCCUUUCCUUUUAUCAUUUCCUCGAUGACGGGAGGGGAGGCCCACGGGCGCGUGAUUAAUGAGAACCUCGCGAAGGCCUGCGAGGCGGAGCAGAUCCCGUUUGGGGUCGGGAGCAUGCGCGUGAUCAACCGCUACCCUUCCGCGGCUUUUACCUUUGACGUAAAAGAGUUUUGUCCGUCAGUGAUGAUGUUCGCGAAUAUCGGGCUUGUCCAGCUCAACUACGGCUUCGGUGCAAAAGAGAUCAACAAUUUGAUCGACUCCGUCAACGCAGACGGGAUUUUUAUUCAUCUCAACCACACGCAGGAGCUCUGCCAGCCUGAGGGGGAUACAAACUUUGAGGGGCUCAUCGAGAAACUUGAGAAGAUUCUCCCACAGAUUAAAGUACCCGUUGUCGUUAAAGGGGUUGGGCAUGGCAUCGACCGGGAAUCAGUGCGUGUGCUGAAAAAAAUAGGUGUACAAUAUGUCGAUGUUUCAGGCUGCGGCGGAACCUCCUGGGCGUGGAUUGAGGGUCGCCGCCGGAACUACGAAAACGAGGAAACGAAUAUCGGGUAUAUUUUUCGAGAUAUCGGAAUUACUACCGAUGUUUGCCUGAGGGAGUCCACCGACCUAGCGUCCGAUGGAAAGCUUCAUUUGAUUGCCGGUGGUGGAAUUCGCAAUGGGGUGGAAAUGGCGAAGGCAAUUUUGAUGGGCGCUGAGAUGGCAACCGCCGCGAUGCCAUUUUUGGCGGCAGCUUUAGAAAGCGCCGAUCGGGUUCGGGCGAUUCUUCAGCGUCUUAAGCGUGAAUUUCAAUUGGCUAUGUUCACCUGCGGCGCGAGGACCAUUAAAGAAUUUCGAAAAAUGAAAAUACUCUACAGAAACCAUAUAUAA